UGCACAUGCCCCAGAGUUGACCAAAAAAGUUCAGCGCCAUGCAUCUAGUGGCUCCUUCCCACCCAGUGGUAAUGAGCAUCCUAAAGAAGAUCUCAAACUUCACCUGAAGAAAUUAACUCAUGCCGCCCCUUGCAUGUUGUUUAUGAAAGGAACUCCUCAGGAGCCGUGCUGCAGUUUCAGCAAGCAGAUGGUGGAAAUCCUUAACAAACAUAAUAUUCAGUUUAGCAGUUUUAAUAUCUUCUCAGAUGAAGAAGUUCGUCAGGGCCUCAAAACCUAUUCCAACUGGCCCACCUAUCCCCAGCUCUAUGUUUCUGGAGAGCUCAUAGGAGGACUUGAUAUAAUUAAGGAGCUUGAAGCAUCUGAUGAACUAGAUACAAUUUGCCCUAAAGCUCCCAAAUUAGAGGAAAGGCUCAAAGUACUGACAAAUAAAGCUUCUGUGAUGCUCUUUAUGAAAGGAAACAAACAGGAAGCAAAAUGUGGAUUCAGCAAACAAAUUCUGGAAAUACUAAAUAAUACUGGUGUUGAAUAUGAGACAUUUGAUAUAUUGGAAGACAAAGAAGUUCCUCAGCGGUUAAAAACUUAUUCAAAUUGGCCCACAUACCUUCAGCUGUAUGUGAAAGGGGAGCUUGUUAGAGGUCUGGAUAUCAUUAGGGAACUAGGAGACAAUGGUGAGCUGCUGCCAGUGCUGAAAGGAGAGAACUAGGGACUAUUACGCCCUGUGCCCAAUUGCUGCAGGAAACCUUCGUCACAGUGGGGCCGCUCACGACUCCGUUCUCAGAUUGCUGCACACCCAGUUAGGCUCGGUGUAACCCACCAGCUCAUGCUAAAUACAUGUAUGUUUUGUUUGUUUUUCAUCAAACCAGAAUGCAAUAAACAUCUUCAAAUCCGAUUAAAAA
This is a messenger RNA of Mirounga angustirostris (Northern elephant seal), 896 nucleotides long. Its product is annotated as glutaredoxin-3. Bases 134 to 703 code for a protein of 189 amino acids. The record is from RefSeq and is a predicted model, not a curated record. Lineage: Eukaryota; Metazoa; Chordata; Mammalia; Carnivora; Phocidae. Gene Ontology annotation, cellular component: cytosol; nucleus. The transcript has a single exon. Gene Ontology annotation, biological process: intracellular iron ion homeostasis.